GAAAGGACAAACUUGUUGAAAGAAAAAAGUCAUUCCGGAUCUUUUCUCACAACUCUUAUCCCAAAUAAAAUACACGUCCAAGCGCUAGCAUCCCUUUUAUUCAAAUUCAAAAUUCACCACCGUCGACGUCUUCCUUCCCUCCCACCCUUUCUAGAACAAGAAAAUCCGCUAAAAUUCUUCAUCCCAUCAAUGGAGAAACGCCUUCGUUCUUCGCUCAAAACUUCUGCCGAAGAAUUCCUUUCUUCAAUAACAAAACUGGGUUUCAAUAAAUCCAUUAAACCCUCUCUCAAAACCCUAAUCCAUUCCCUCUCCCCUUCUUCAGCUCUCAUCACUACGCUCCCGCUCGCUCUCCACAACUCCAUUACACAAUCCAUUCGUAAAUACAAAGCCGUGAAUGAAUCCAACGAUGUCGUUUUAUCUCCUCAAACCCCGCCUACUAAACGCGUACGCAGAUCUGCUAGGAACAAGAAGUGUGAAGAAGAAGGAGACAAUGAAGAUGAGGCGAAGGGAUUGAUAGUUGAGAAUAUUCGUAUAUAUGUGUAUGUGGGGUCUCUUUGUGUUUCUCAUCCGAGAAAAGUGUUUAGUGAAUCGGAUUUGUUGCAGGGGGUUAAGGAGUUACAUGAUAGUUUGAUUUUUUUUGAUAUUGAUUCUGUUUUGGCAUCGGAGAUUGCUAAUUUAUGCGAGGAUUGGUGGAAGGAGGGGCUGUUUGGGAAGGAAGUGCUUAUUUCUCAGGCGUUGCCAUUUUUGUUGUCGAGGGCAUUGACGUUGAAGAAGAAAGUGGAUGUGCAUAGGGUUUAUGUGUUGAGGGAGGCAUUUACGCUGUUGGAUUUUGAGGAUGAGAGUAUUGAGGAUUUGAAGCAUUUGAUAAUGCGUUGUGUGAUUUCGCCUCUUUUUUUGAAGACGGAGGAUGGGAGGAAAUUUAUUGCGUUUACGUUUGGUUUGAGCGUGCAGCUUUUGAAAGAGGCGUUGGCUAUGCUUAAAUCACAGAUUCCGUUUGGACGUAAGUCGAUUUUGGAGGCGUUUGGGGAGAUUGUUUUUCGGGCGUGGAAGGUGUCGGAAGAAAUGGCUAAGGAUGAGAUUGAGAAUGGGUUCUUGCAAGGGAUAAUAGAUAGCUGUAUACAUGCUAGUUCAGCUGUACUUGCUGUGUCCACUCGAAGGGUUUUAGGGGGAUUUAUUAAUCAGAGAACCACAGAGGGAGUAGAGAAGCUCAUUUUUUGUCUUGCUGAGCCUGUCAUAUUCCGGUCCUUGCAGGUUGCAAACUCAAAUGUCCGGCGGAAUGCAUUGCACUUAUUUCUAGAUCUAUUCCCUCUUGAAGAUCCAGAUGCGACAAAGGAGGUGAAAGACACACUCCUUGAUAAACAGUUUUUUCUACUGGAUAAGUUAUUCGUGGAUGAGUGCCCUGAUGUACGGGUUGUAGCAGUUGAAGGAUGUUGCCGCAUUCUUCAUUUGUUUUGGGAAAUUAUCCCUUCACCAACAAUCACAAAAACUCUAACCAGAAUCUUUGAACAUAUGAUACAUGACUCAUGCCCUGAGGUCAGGUUGUCAACAGUAAAUGCUGUGAUAUACCUACUUGGAAACCCCUACUCUCACGAGAUCCUUAAAGUGCUGUUACCAAGAAUGGGUCAUUUGAUUCAUGAUAUUUCUCCUCCAGUUCGUGCUGCAGUCGUAGAUCUCCUUCUCACUUCAAUGGAUUUAAGAAAAUUUCAGUUUCACAAGGUUGUGCAUAUAGACCUCUUGUUGUCUACCCUUGCAAAUGACCAACCAAUGAUUGGUCAGAAAAUCACUAAGCUUCUCCUUCCUUCAUACUUCCCCUUAAAAGUAAACGUGAAAGAAGCAUGCAAUCGCUGUGUCACACUUAUAAAAAGGUCUCCUUUGGCUGGUGCAAGGUUCUGUGAAUUUGCUGUAUCAGAAGAAACCUCGCUGCAGUCAUGGAUGGAACUCUUGAAAAUUCUCAUCAGUAUGAUUGUAUCACCUGGUAAUUUGGAGACGGAGCAGAUUGAUGGUUCAAUUAUUGCAGCCUCCCACCUCUGUAUCUAUCUUGUACGUGAUGGGUCUUAUCAGAUUAAACUUAAGGAGGAAUUGUCUGGUGAAAGAUUGAAGCACUUAUUUGCUGCUGCAACUUCAGCGUGUGCCCAGGCCUCUGUCUGUAACAUUAUUUGCAGUAUCGGUCCAGAUGCAGUGGAUGACCUUUUCGAUGAAUGCAUGACCUUGGUAACAAAUUGUGGAGAUUUAUCCAAUUCUUUAGAAAAGCAAGCUGAGGUGAGGUCUGUCCACAAGAUGAUGCUAUCUUGCAAUUGGUUGGAUGAGAUGCUUGAAAAUCUAGCUAGGCUUCUGCAAAGAACUGCCUCCGAGUGCCACAAGAGAUUUGGGACAGAGCUGGCAAAAUUUAGUGUUUUAUCAACUAAACAGAGAAAUAUUACGUCCUCCAUCAAGCUCUCCUCUAAAUCAAAGCAUGCGAGGGAGAAAAAGAUGUCCAAUAAGGUUAAAUGUAGUUUCGAGGAAGAAUACGAAAUAACUGUAGGAGUGGCUUGGCAGUUAAAGGACCUCCUUUUAUCUGAAAAUACAAGGAAUGCUAUUCUACGGUGCGGAAGCUUAGAAACUAUAUUCCUUUCUAUGAAGGCCAUCUCAGAAAUUAGCAUUUUACAAUGUACACAAUGUGAUUAUAUGAGUGUGUCCCCGGUUUUGGCAUACACAGCUCUUGCUCUUCAUAGGUCUUUUCAGGACAACUUAAGUGGAGACAGAAAUGUCAAUAAGAAGAAGCGUAAAAUGGCAUCCGCAAAUGAAACAUCGGAGGAAACUGCAUUGGAAAUGACAAUCCACCAUCUUCUUGGCUGUACAAAUAAGCUAUUUGGAGCACCAUUUAGUGAAAUAUCUGACCUCACCAGUAAUGGAUCUGAUUUUACUAAACAACAGAGGAUAUUAAAUGUGGUCAAGGUGCUAACCGCAGUGCUGAAGUUCAUUGCUGAUGCUCACACGAUGGAUCUUGUCCAUAAAAGACAGGAGGAAUGCCUAUCCUUUACCCUGGAAAACAUAAGAUUUAUCAUCUCAAGUUUGAGGAGAAGUUAUGAUGAGGAGCUGCAAUUUACAGAAGACAUGUUGAAAGAAAUAUAUAUGUGUCUGAAGAGUUCCUUCACAUAUGUAGCCAAGUUGAUGAAUGUAGUGCUAAAGAGUUCCUCUGAGGUGACACAACCUGUAUGGGGAGCUUUUGACAUUGCCAAUGAAUUGUUAAACCUCUAUGUUUCCAUUGAAGAGCACUUGGGGUAUGGAUAUGCAGUUCGUCUUUUUCCUGCUGUCAAACCAUGGGUUCCUGAUUUAAUUCUGGCAUUAGGAUCUGUAAACCUGAUGAAGCAGAUUCCUGGAGGCAGAUCUAGUUCCUUUAAUCCAAAAGAUGAUCUUCCAUUGUGGGUAUCCACAUUAGCGAGGACUGAGCUGGCUGAACAAGAUACAAUUUCUGAUGAGGAGCCUGAUAAAAUUUCUAAGACAGGGAGCUUCAAAACAUUCAGGAAACUUGUGAACUUAAUGGUUCAUCUGUUGAGAGCUAACUAUAAUGUGCUGGAUGCAGUUGGACAGACUAUAUUGAAUAAUUUGCUAGUUGGACUGAAAAGAAAGAAUUUUGAUCUUGUGUUUGGGCUCCUGCAUUUUGUGUGUGUUAAGUUAGUCGGACAUGACGAAAGAGAGUGGAAGGAACUUGCAUCCAUGUUGCAAUCCCUCCAGCAGAUCUACUCUCAACUGGAGUUAGAAGAAGAAUCAUGUAAUGAUGAGGCUGCAAGGCAGGAGUUACAAAUUGCAAGGGCAUUGGUUGAACCUGUUUGGAAAUGUUAUUUAUGUGACGAUGUGAGGAAUUCCUUUGAAGAAGAGUAGGUUGCUUUCUCAUCUUAAAAACGGUUUCGAAAAAAGUUAUAGCAACCCUGAGACAUGACAGCAACAGAUAAACGGGCAUCUAAUAACGGGAGAACUUAAUAGAUUUUUAACAGCAGUGCUGGAUUUUGGUUUAAAUUAACCAAACAUACGUGUGUGUGUGUAUAUAUAUAUAUAUGGAUGUAUUUAUUCGGAGUGACAACACAUAAGAUAUCUGACUCCUUGUCUCUGCCAAGACGAUCAUUUUAACAUCACCUCUUAAAGAUUGCAGA
Messenger RNA from Capsicum annuum, 4130 nucleotides. RefSeq lists its product as uncharacterized. The transcript is spliced from 5 exons. The coding region runs from base 190 to 3861 and encodes 1223 amino acids. Gene Ontology annotation, cellular component: nucleus; condensin complex. Lineage: Eukaryota; Viridiplantae; Streptophyta; Magnoliopsida; Solanales; Solanaceae. The record is from RefSeq and is a predicted model, not a curated record. Gene Ontology annotation, biological process: mitotic sister chromatid segregation.